GGCGCGGUUCAUUUGAAUCCGCCUCUUGCUCGGCUGCCUGAGGGAGACUUGCAGAGAGAGGAGCGCGGCGUGGGUCUGGAGGGGCAGCGCCCACGGAUGAAGCACGGGCACAACAUCACAGCAUAAUGGAUGAAUACACAAAAAUCGAAAAGAUUGGUGAAGGCACUUAUGGCGUUGUGUAUAAAGGCAAACACAAAGCCACGGGCAAAGUGGUCGCCAUGAAGAAAAUUCGACUAGAGAGUGAUGAAGAAGGCGUUCCCAGCACUGCAAUCAGAGAGGUUUCCUUAUUAAAAGAGCUACAUCACCCCAAUAUAGUUUGUCUUCAGGAUGUGCUUAUGCAAGACUCAAGGCUUUAUCUUAUCUUUGAAUUUCUUUCUAUGGAUCUCAAGAAAUACCUGGAUUCUAUUCCAUCUGGGCAGUUUUUGGAUCGAAUGCUUGUGAAGAGUUAUUUGCACCAAAUCUUGCAAGGUAUUGAGUUCUGUCAUUCAAGAAGAGUCCUGCAUAGAGACCUGAAGCCUCAGAAUCUGUUAAUUGAUGACAACGGAGUAAUUAAACUAGCUGAUUUUGGGCUGGCCCGAGCUUUUGGCAUCCCUGUCCGUGUUUACACACACGAGGUAGUAACGCUGUGGUACCGGUCCCCAGAAGUGCUGCUAGGCGCUGUACGUUACUCUACUCCUGUAGAUGUAUGGAGCAUAGGUACCAUAUUUGCAGAAAUGGCAACAAAGAAACCGCUCUUCCAUGGAGACUCAGAAAUUGAUCAACUCUUCAGGAUCUUUAGAGCUUUAGGGACCCCCAAUAAUGAUGUGUGGCCUGAAGUGGAAUCCUUGCAGGAUUACAAGAACACCUUCCCAAAAUGGAAACCGAGCAGCCUGGCCUCUCAAGUGAAACAUCUGGAUGACAACGGACUAGACUUGCUUUCUAAAAUGUUAAUUUAUGACCCUGCAAAAAGGAUUUCUGGCCGCGCAGCCCUGAACCAUCCCUACUUUGAUGACUUGGAAAGAUCCAAACUGCCUGCCAGCCGUAUCAAGAAACGUUAACUGUCCUAAGAAAUCAGUGGGUGUCUGGAGUAGAGAGAGAAAAGACUCCGGAAAGUGUCUGUGUCUCCUGUUUUUUAUAUGUCUGGUCUUAUUCUAAAACUGUAGCCCUAUUUUAGAGUGCUCUGGCUAAAGUCUUUCUCAAAUGUAAAUAUUAACAUAUUCACUGCUCAAUAAAGUUGUAAACUUAAUGAAAUUCACUGUUAUAUAAAUAAAAAACUUUAAACAUA
Messenger RNA from Anolis sagrei ordinatus, 1264 nucleotides. RefSeq names its product cyclin dependent kinase 1 (gene CDK1). Gene Ontology annotation, molecular function: ATP binding; cyclin-dependent protein serine/threonine kinase activity. NCBI's taxonomy places the organism in Eukaryota, Metazoa, Chordata, Lepidosauria, Squamata, Anolidae. Gene Ontology annotation, biological process: protein phosphorylation; mitotic G2 DNA damage checkpoint signaling; G2/M transition of mitotic cell cycle. The record is from RefSeq and is a predicted model, not a curated record. Gene Ontology annotation, cellular component: nucleus.